AUGAGUUCAGUUAGUUCGGCCACGACUGUUGGAACAGUACAAGAGGAAUAUAAAAUUCCUCCUCGGGCGCUCGAGAGGAAGGCUUUCAAAAUGACUUUUGGUCUUGGUAAGGUUACUUACCAAGUCCACUCGGAGCUCGGUCAUCUGCACUGGAUGGCCGAGAAUGUUGCCAGGGAUUCUCGGAGAAUGGUACAGGGCGUACCGUUGCAAGAGGAGGAACAUCUCCUUGGACAGAUGUCGGAUCUCCAGGACGCGUGCUAUAAAGCCGCGAAAGUCCAUGAACAAGAGGACAUAGGAGACGAUCUGGCCGCGUGGGGCCUACCUACGAAUGCGGAGGACCUGCGGGACAUGGUUGUCCACCCCGGAUGA
Molecule: messenger RNA, 369 nt
Organism: Auanema sp. JU1783
Lineage: Eukaryota; Metazoa; Nematoda; Chromadorea; Rhabditida; Rhabditidae
Source: the annotation of a GenBank genome assembly